This is a messenger RNA of Gekko japonicus, 1218 nucleotides long. RefSeq lists its product as uncharacterized. Gene Ontology annotation, molecular function: nucleic acid binding. The coding region runs from base 1 to 1218 and encodes 405 amino acids. Lineage: Eukaryota; Metazoa; Chordata; Lepidosauria; Squamata; Gekkonidae. The transcript has a single exon. The record is from RefSeq and is a predicted model, not a curated record. Gene Ontology annotation, biological process: DNA integration.
AUGUACUCAAUUUCAAAAGGUUGCGUACUUUGGGGAAAUAGAGUUGUAAUCCCAGAGACACUCAGGCACAGGGUCUUGCAAUCAUUACAUGACGGGCACCCGGGAAUGGUGCAUAUGAAGGCCCUAGCAAGGGGAUACGUAUGGUGGCCAAAAAUUGAUAAAGCUAUUGAAGAAUGGGUCCAGGUUUGCAUCCCAUGUCAGCAGAGCAGGCCAGACCCUCCAACAGCCCCGCCACAAAAAUGGGAGUCCUCCGGAAAGCCAUGGUCAAGACUUCACAUGGAUUUCGCGGGCCCCGUUCAGGGCCAAAUGUUCCUAAUCAUUGUAGAUGCCUGGUCCAAAUGGCUAGAGGUAGUGCAAAUGAAUGCAACUACAUCCACAGCGGUCAUCCAUGCGCUCCGUAGGCUGUUCGCAACCCACGGGUUGCCGGACACUCUGGUCAGCAACAAUGGCCCUCAGUUUGUGUCCGAGGAGUUUAAGACAUUCCUAUCGGACAAUGGCAUCCGGCAAAUCACCGCUGCCCCUUUUCACCCAGCUUCGAAUGGCCAAGCAGAACGCAUGGUACGCACGGCCAAAGAAGCCCUGGGAAGACUGACAGAGGGAGAUUGGAGUGUUCGGCUGGGGUCUUUCCUUCUGCGUCAACACACCACCCCCUGUAGCACAACAGGCCGUAGCCCGGCCGAGCUACUCAUGGGCAGGCGGCUAACCACCAGGUUAAACAGAUUGCACCCUGACCUUAACGAGCAACAGGAGGAGCGUACAGACCCGCAUACGAACAUGCGCACAUUUCAGGCCGGAGAUAAUGUUUUUGCCCGGAACUACGCUGCCGGCCAUCCCUGGGCCCCGGGGGUAAUUGGCGAAUGUAUUGGCACUCAAAUGUACUUGGUCCUAAUUUCCGAUGGUAGGAGAUGGCGGCGCCAUGUGGACCAGUUACGGAGGUGUUGGGUCAAGGACAGCGCCGACUCGUCAGCUGGGUCCUCCGAAUUAGUUUCUCAACCUCCCGCCUUGGAGGACGAGGUAGAGUCAGCAGGUACUGCAGGGCAAUUCCCUGCGACUGAAAAAGCAGACCCGGCCGUAAAAGCGCCUGAUUCAAGGUCUGUGGAACUACAGUUAGAAGCCCCGCUGAGUGAACCUAUCGCACUUAGAAGGUCUCAGCGUACACACAGAGCACCAACAUAUUUAGCUGACUAUGACUGCAGCAAACUAUUUGAUACUGCCUGA